Molecule: messenger RNA, 1524 nt
Organism: Phragmites australis (common reed)
Lineage: Eukaryota; Viridiplantae; Streptophyta; Magnoliopsida; Poales; Poaceae
Product: WUSCHEL-related homeobox 7-like
Exons: 3
Coding region: 1-1524 (507 amino acids)
Biological process (GO): regulation of developmental process
Molecular function (GO): DNA binding; DNA-binding transcription factor activity
Source: RefSeq, a predicted model, not a curated record
AUGGCCGCCUUCAACAACAGGCACUGGCCGAGCAUGUUCAGGUCCAAGCACGCCGGCCAGCCGUGGCAGACGCAGCCUAACAUGAGCAGCUCGCCGCCCUCCCUCCUCUCCGGCGGCUCCACCACCACCACUGGAUGCUCCCUCAAGCACUCUUCCUCAGGUGGUGAGAACAGGAGCCCGGAUCCGAAGCCGCGGUGGAACCCGAGGCCGGAGCAGAUCCGGAUCCUGGAGGCCAUCUUCAACUCCGGCAUGGUCAACCCGCCUCGCGACGAGAUCCCGCGCAUCCGCAUGCGCCUGCAGGAGUACGGCCAGGUCGGCGACGCCAACGUCUUCUAUUGGUUCCAGAACCGCAAGUCCCGCUCCAAGAACAAGAUGCGCACCGCGUGCGCCGGGCGCGCAGCCGCCGCGCGCGCGUGCGCGCCGGCCCGCGAGGCUGCUGCGCCCGUCACGCCGCCCGCGCCGCAGAUCCAUACCCGGCAGCAGGUGGAGCUCCUCGCCUCGCCCGUUCAGGCGCCCACUUCCUCGUCUUCGUCUUCAUCCGACCGCUCGUCCGGGUCCAGCAAGCCGGCCGUGAAGCCGGGGGCGCAGGCGAUGUGCGCGCCGGCGACGGCGGCAAUGGACCUGCUCGGGCCGCCCGCCGCGGCGUGCCCACAGAUGUACUACCAGGGCCACCCUGUGGCGCCAGCUUCGGCGCCUGCACCAAAGGUGCAGGAGCUUGUGGCCGCCGAGGAACCGAUCUUCCUGCCGUUUCCGCAGGGCUACUGCCUGUCGGCCGCCGAGCUCGCCGCCAUUCUCGGCGCGCAGUACAUGCACGUUCCCGCGCAACAGCAGACACCGCCGCUGCCAGCCGGGACGUUUUUGGGUCACUGCAACGAGGUGACAGAGCCGACCAUCACCGGCCACAGAAGCUGCGCCUGGGGCGCGGGGCUUGGGCAGUACUGGCCCGGCGGUGCUGAUCAUCAUCAGCUCGGCAGGAACACCGCAACGUCGAACACCGUCGCCAGGGAGCAGGUGGUGCACGAGGACGCCCUGAAGCUGGGGUUGUUGCAGUACGGCUUUGGCGUUAGUAUGGACGUGGACGCAUCCUCCGCGGCUGACACAAUGCCUCUUGUGGCAUCGCCGGAUGCCACUGUCACCGUCGCUAGUGUGGCUGCUUCUACUGCUGGGCUGGCAGGUUUCGCUGCAAGUACUGUUGCAAAUGGUGUCAUCGCCAACUAUGAUCAGUUGCAAGGACUGGCGGACGGCGCCGUCGGGGUCACCGGUGCACCUGCCGCGGCCGUGCCUACGGGAGCUGAGGCCACCGACGCGAGGGGCUUCGCGGUGCUGUGGAUCAUGGACAGCACGGGCAAGAGCGUGGUGCACAACGACGUCGCGGCGACGAAUCUCGACGUGAGGACGCAGUUCGGCGAGGCGGCCAUCUUGUUCCGCUACAUCGGCGACCGGCCCGAGCACGUCCCCGUCGACGCAUCGGGCUGCACCGUCGAGCCGCUCCAGAACGGUGCCGUCUACUACGUGCUGGUAUAA